AUGCAGCCUCUUGAGAAUCCCAGAACGCUCUUUUGCUUUCCCUGGAUUUUUUGCGUUCCCUUGCCGGGCAUCGCGCUAUACAUUCUCACUGGCUUCAGUAUGUGGGUUCUGGCUCAAGUUCUUCUAGUCGCAUUUCUGAUCGUGGGCUUGCCGUUGUGCUGCUGUCGGGUCUACCUCUGGUUUUGGGGCUGCUGGCCCUUCUUUUGGCCGACCGACGUCUACGAGAAGAUUCUGUACCUCGCGCAUUUUAACUCAGUUAGGAGCCAUGUGCCACCAAAUGCAGGACCCGAAUUUAUGCCGGUUUCCGGCUUGAAGCCCCGAGGAGAACUGGCCAAGGGCCUUCUGGACUAUGCGCUUUUCUUGCGCGUGCCCUUCGCUACAGCCGAAGAGUUUGGAAACGUUGACGAACCAACCUUUAUCGAGAAAGCGAUCUCCUCGUUGCCGGAGAGGGAACACUUCGAAACCUUUGGCCGGGACGAAAAUCCCGUGGAGUUCGUGAUGAAGCAGAUGUCCUCCAUUUAUCCGGACAUUUAUCAGGACCCGGACGUUUUGAAGGUUGUGAGGACCAACCCUUUGUCAAUUCUUCCAGUCAAUGAUGGCUUUGAGAGAUAUGGAGGUGAUGCAUAUUUUGAUCAAUCUUGGAACCCGGUGAUGAUUGUUGACAGCGGUAUGGGCCCUUUGCGAGAUGACGGAACUCAGAAGACAGUCACAACGAAACCUGGAGAUUCGGGUUGGGAGAGGGCGAAGUUUCGAUUCCGUUCAUCCCUGUUUACUCUCGUCACGUUGGUGGAUCAUUUGUACGACAUCCAUUUGCAAAGAGCGAAUCUCUUCGUGACAGCUCUACGGGAACAGAUGUCUCGGGACCAUCCAAUUCGACGCUUCAUGGCACCCUUCACCUACAACACCAUUUUUGUGAACGACAAUGCCUUCCACAACUUGAUCAGAGAGGGUGGUCUUGGCCCUCGCUGUUUUGCUUUGACAGAACAAGGAUUUGCUUUGGCUUUUGCGGCAGCUCCAUCCUUGGUGAUCGGAGCUGGAGCCGGAGAGGGUGGGAAAACCAUUUUGUUUCGACCGGAGUAUGUGGAAUAUCUCAAGAAGAAGGGUAUAGACACGGUCUACUGGAGACAGUCACUUCAACUCUACGACAUCUUCUUGCGCUUCGUUGUGGGGUAUUUGGAGUGCUACUACCCAAAGAAAGAGGACCUUGCAAAUGACCCAGAGAUGAAGGCGGCUGCCAGGCAGUACUUCCAUCAGCUGGAGUAUGUCUCGCCAUCGAUGCUGGGUCGGUUCUACGCCAAGUGGUUAGCACAGAUCAUGCUGGAUGUAACUGCUGGACAUGAACAAGCCGGAGCAGUGGAGGUCUACGCACAAGACGCGUCCUGGUGCGCCUUUCGUUGGGGCAUAGGACAAAGCUGCGGUACCAAGCAAACAGCCACGGCAACUGCGCUGCUCAUGUCCUUUACUAACAAGAAGAUGCCCAAGCUUUUGGACGAUUGGACACAUCUAUUUCCACCUCCAAUCUCUGGGGAUCCGAAAGCAGUCUUUCAGAAGUUCCAGGAUGAGCUCGUGGCCAUGGCAAGUUCUUGUGAUGCUUACAAUGCUGCUUCGUCGACAAGGCCUUAUCCAGAGUGCUUCCCAAUGUAUGUGAACAACCCGAAACUUCUGGAAGUGAGUGUCAGCCUGUGA
Messenger RNA from Durusdinium trenchii, 1686 nucleotides. Lineage: Eukaryota; Dinophyceae; Suessiales; Symbiodiniaceae. The record is from the annotation of a GenBank genome assembly.